AAGAGCCUUUGGCCGUCGACACUGUACAAGUAUUUGCCCGUUUCCGCCACUCUACAGUCCUUUGUAAUAAUGUCGUCUGAACAUGAAGAUAGACCCAGAGAUAAUGGCCCUGAGGGGAUGGAGCCAGAUGGAGUCAUUGAGAGCAACUGGAAGGAGAUCGUUGAUAGUUUUGACGAAAUGAACUUGCGAGAGGCUCUUCUUAGAGGAAUCUAUGCUUAUGGUUUUGAGAAACCUUCGGCUAUUCAGCAGAGGGCAAUUCUCCCUUGUAUCAAGGGGUAUGAUGUCAUCGCACAGGCUCAGUCUGGCACAGGAAAGACAGCUACCUUUGCCAUCUCUAUCCUGCAGCAGGUUGAUGUUGAGCUGAAGGCUACACAAGCUAUGGUACUGGCUCCUACCAGAGAGCUGGCCCAACAGAUUCAGAAGGUGGUCCUGGCUCUUGGAGACUACAUGGGUGCUACCUGCCAUGCCUGCAUUGGUGGCACCAACGUCCGCAAUGAUGUUCAGAAGCUUCAGGCAGAUGUGCCCCAUAUAGUGGUUGGGACACCUGGUCGUGUUUUUGACAUGCUCAACCGUAGAUAUCUCUCUCCUAAAUAUAUAAAGCAGUUUGCGCUGGAUGAGGCAGAUGAAAUGUUAAGUCGUGGUUUCAAGGACCAAAUCUAUGAGAUCUUUCAGAAGUUGGCCACAGAUACUCAGGUGAUUCUGUUGUCUGCCACCAUGCCUCAAGAGGUGCUGGAGGUGACUACAAAAUUCAUGCGGGAUCCUAUUCGUAUCCUGGUCAAGAAAGAAGAACUGACUCUCGAGGGUAUCCGGCAGUUCUACAUUAAUGUUGAGAAAGAGGAGUGGAAGUUGGACACCCUUUGUGAUCUCUACGAAACACUGACUAUCACUCAGGCGGUGAUCUUCAUCAACACUCGCCGGAAGGUGGAUUGGUUGACUGAGAAAAUGCAUGCGAGGGACUUCACAGUUUCUGCACUGCAUGGUGACAUGGAACAAAAGGAGAGGGACAUCAUUAUGAAAGAGUUCAGAUCUGGUUCCAGCAGAGUCCUCAUCACUACUGACUUGCUGGCAAGAGGCAUUGAUGUGCAGCAAGUUUCCCUGGUCAUCAACUAUGAUCUUCCAACCAACAGGGAGAACUAUAUCCAUCGAAUUGGACGUGGUGGUCGUUUUGGCAGAAAGGGUGUUGCUAUCAACAUGAUCACCGAAGAUGACAAGCGCACGCUCCGAGACAUUGAAACCUUCUACAAUACUACGGUGGAGGAAAUGCCCUUGAACGUUGCAGAUCUGAUCUAAGGCCACUGCCUCAUCCUUUCCUCCCCUUCGAUUCCCAUUUGUUUUCCUUUAAGACUCAUUCCAACCCACACCCCUUUUUCAUGUAACCCCCACCCCCUCACAAAUCAAGUACUGUCACUUUUGAAGGCAAGAUAUUCUCUUGUGAAUCUUGUGUAACAUGUUGGCUUCGUCAGUGAAUACUCCAUUUUAGGAUCAGAAUUCACGGGAUUACUCUUGUAAGGCCCAUUUAAAUCUUGCCCAGUUCUCUGAAUGGUGCCAUCUACUAGUCAAGUGGAAGCAUUACAGGGCUUAUUUGCAUGUGUAGUGUAAAUGUUAAUGGACUGACUGUUGAAGUGGAUUUGAUAUGCCCUGCUUCUCUUGAGAGUGUUGGUCAAACCAUAUUUGAGAUGUGACUGUUUACAUUGGAAUAAAUAAAAAAACAGUUGGGGCAAGGCAUGUAAAUUACAGAAUGAUUUGAUUGUUUUACAUGGGGGACUUGGACUUUGGCUACAGAUGUCAAGUCACUGCCAUUUGCUUCACAGAAGCAUGAGUAGUUAUACAUGAUCUGCUUGAGCAGCAACAUGCUUCUGCUCAAUAGAAUGAGGGACAAACCUAAUUGCAGAAUGUGGUCAAAGUCAAUUUUCCCCACUGUCCAAAUUCUUUUGUUACAUCUCUUGUAUUGUCCUGUUUGUGUUCGCUUGUAGCUUUUUGAUUUUUCUAAAUAUGCUUUACUCUGGUGGGGCAGGUGGCAU
Molecule: messenger RNA, 2021 nt
Organism: Xyrauchen texanus (razorback sucker)
Lineage: Eukaryota; Metazoa; Chordata; Actinopteri; Cypriniformes; Catostomidae
Product: eukaryotic initiation factor 4A-I-like
Exons: 11
Coding region: 70-1290 (406 amino acids)
Biological process (GO): cytoplasmic translational initiation
Cellular component (GO): cytoplasmic stress granule
Molecular function (GO): translation initiation factor activity; ATP binding; RNA helicase activity
Source: RefSeq, a predicted model, not a curated record